AUGUCUUUGUCAAGAGACUACUUCGAAGAGGCCGGCAAUGGGCGCCGUUUAUCUCGCACGGAAACCGUCGAGACCCUCGCCAGUCUGGGUAUCUCCGAAAGCCCACCUCCAGUCGACUACAACUAUCCAGAUCUUGGACGUUACGAUGAUCCUCUUUUCCCCGAAGAGUACAACAUCGAGACGGGCACUGGUCUCGUUCCCGAGCGAACAUUGGAACAAGUCCGGACCCGACGACGAAGGUCGACCGCACCCCAGCCACAGUCUAUUUCCACAGUUCCAAGUGAGGCCGAGAAAGAGGAGAACACGGAGUUUGUCACAUUCGUCAUUGGGGAUCCUGAAAACCCAUAUAAUUGGUCUCAUCUGUAUAGAUGGUAUAUCACCAUGGUAGCAUCAAGUCUCGUCGUCUGUAUAGCCUUUGGUUCAUCAAUUGUCACCGGUGGCAUAGGCCUAAUUUCGGAAAAGUACGACGUCUCUGAAGAGGUGUCCAUUCUCACUUGCUCGAUUAUGGUCUGUGGAUUCGCAGUCGGACCAUUACUUUGGUCCCCGCUAUCAGAAAUCAUCGGUCGACAACCAGUUUAUAUCAUCUCAAUGGGUCUAUACACCAUCUUCAACAUUCCCUGCGCCUUAUCUCCCAACAUAGGAGGACUCCUAGCUAGCAGAUUUCUCUGCGGUGUGUUCUCCAGCUCUGGACUUGCGCUAGCCGGUGGAACAAUUGCCGAUAUCUGGAGAAUCAGAGAACGCGGUAUGGCCAUUGCCUAUUUCGCCGCAGCGCCAUAUUGCGGUCCCGUUCUGGGACCUAUCGUAUGCGGAUGGAUCAAUGUCGGCUCCCACCGUCUCGACCUCUUUUUCUGGGUUAACAUGGCUUUUUCCGGUGUUAUGACAAUUCUCGUCGGUAUCAUCCCAGAGACCUACGCCCCGGUUAUUCUCAAACGACGCGCGAAACGACUCCGAAAAGAGACAGGAGACCCGAAUAUCGUCACAGAGCAAGAGAAACACAAAUUCAGUCUAGGCGAUAUUAUCCGUACAAGUCUAAUCCGCCCAAUUACCAUGAUCCUCACAGACCCAGUCCUUGAUCUGAUGUGCAUGUACAUCGUCCUCAUCUACGCCCUCCUCUAUGCAUUUUUCUUCGCAUACCCCGUCAUCUUCGGCAAACUCUACAACUACAACGACGGCCAGAUCGGUCUGAUGUUCAUCCCGAUCUUAAUCGGCGCAGGGUUCUCCCUACUCACGACGCCUUUGAUUGAGAAGCAAUUCCGGGGCAUUUGUCGUUCACGGGAACCCACGCCCGAGGACCGGCUCAUCGGUGCCCUCAUCGGGGCUCCGUUUAUAGCUAUUUCGCUUUUCAUCCUCGGUGCUACUUCUUAUAAACAUAUCAUCUGGGUUGGGCCGGCUUCGUCGGGUAUUGCGUUUGGGUUUGGUAUGGUACUUUGCUACUAUGCGGUCAAUAACUAUAUCAUCGAUUCGAAUCAUAAGUAUGCUGCUUCUGCAUUGGCUGCGAAGGUGUUCCUGCGUUCCGGGGGUGGAGCUGCUUUUCCUUUGUUUACGACUCAGAUGUAUAAUCGUUUGGGGUUGCAGUGGGCUUCGUGGUUGUUGGCGUUUAUUGCGCUUGCUAUGAUUCUGAUUCCGUACUGUUUCUAUGUUUUUGGAGCUAGGCUUCGUGCUAGGUUUGCUCGAGAUUGA
Penicillium griseofulvum is the source of this 1680-nucleotide messenger RNA. Its product is annotated as MFS transporter. Gene Ontology annotation, cellular component: fungal-type vacuole membrane. Gene Ontology annotation, biological process: spermine transport; transmembrane transport. Bases 1 to 1680 code for a protein of 559 amino acids. The transcript has a single exon. NCBI's taxonomy places the organism in Eukaryota, Fungi, Ascomycota, Eurotiomycetes, Eurotiales, Aspergillaceae. Gene Ontology annotation, molecular function: spermine transmembrane transporter activity. The record is from RefSeq and is a predicted model, not a curated record.